Molecule: messenger RNA, 2518 nt
Organism: Phalaenopsis equestris
Lineage: Eukaryota; Viridiplantae; Streptophyta; Magnoliopsida; Asparagales; Orchidaceae
Product: 4-hydroxy-3-methylbut-2-en-1-yl diphosphate synthase (ferredoxin), chloroplastic
Exons: 21
Coding region: 178-2418 (746 amino acids)
Biological process (GO): isopentenyl diphosphate biosynthetic process, methylerythritol phosphate pathway; terpenoid biosynthetic process
Cellular component (GO): chloroplast
Molecular function (GO): 4-hydroxy-3-methylbut-2-en-1-yl diphosphate synthase activity (ferredoxin); iron ion binding
Source: RefSeq, a predicted model, not a curated record
GUUCUCCACGAGCUAGUGAUAGAAACUCCAACCAGAAGAGGAAGACAAGGGGUGGUUCUACUCGCCUUCUUCAGUUCCCGCUCAAUCCUUAUCGACUGGUCUGUGAUGUCAGAUGGAUUUUCCGAAUAUUGGUGCUUCAACUUUUAGUUGUGUGGAAGCUAAAGCUGAGCGGCAGAGAUGAUGGCAGCUGGAGCCAUUUCAGCCUGUUUUCCUACUUUGAAGGGUACUGACUAUGGUUUAAGCUUUGCAAGAACCGUGGAUUUUGCGGAGAUUACAUCUGUUCCGAAUUUCAAGAAGAAGCCAAGACGUAUAAAAAACAGGGUCUUGGUGAUUAGAAAUUUGAGUUCUGGGCCAGACACGGUUGAGCUGCGGCCUGCUCCUGAUGGAAGUCCUCUCUUAGUGCCUCGGCAAAAGUACUGUGAAUCUGUUCAUAAGACUGUCCGGCGAAAAACUAGAACUGUGAUGGUGGGAAAUGUGGCCCUUGGCAGUGAACAUCCCAUUCGUAUACAAACAAUGACUACUUCUGAUACCAAGGAUGUGGCCAAAACUGUGGAAGAGGUAAUGAGGAUAGCUGAUAAAGGAGCAGAUAUUGUCCGGAUAACAGUUCAAGGAAAGAGAGAAGCUGAUGCUUGCUUUGACAUAAAGAAUUCUCUUGUUCAAAAAGACUACAAUAUUCCUUUAGUAGCAGACAUACAUUUUGCACCUUCUGUUGCAUUGAGAGUGGCUGAAUGUUUUGAUAAAAUCCGGGUCAAUCCUGGGAAUUUUGCUGAUAGGCGAGCACAAUUUGUAAAACUAGAGUAUUCUGAAGAAGAUUAUCAGAAAGAACUUGAACAUAUUGAAGAGGUCCUCUCUCCAUUGGUUGAGAAAUGCAAGAAAUUUGGCCGGGCAAUGCGUAUUGGUACAAAUCAUGGAAGUCUUUCUGAUCGUAUAAUGAGCUAUUAUGGUGAUUCUCCUAGGGGAAUGGUAGAGUCCGCAAUGGAGUUUGCAAGGAUAUGCCGAAAGUUAGAUUUCCACAAUUUCGUCUUCUCAAUGAAGGCGAGUAACCCGGUGAUCAUGGUUCAAGCGUAUCGUUUACUUGUAGCAGAAAUGUAUGUUCAAGGUUGGGAUUACCCCCUCCACCUUGGGGUAACUGAAGCUGGUGAAGGUGAGGAUGGACGAAUGAAAUCUGCAAUUGGUAUUGGAACUCUGCUUCAGGAUGGUUUGGGGGAUACUAUUAGGGUAUCUCUUACCGAGCCACCUGAAGAAGAGAUUGAUCCUUGUAGGAAAUUGGCAAGCCUAGGCAUGAGGGCUGCGAACAUUCAAAAGGGAGUGGCCCCUUUUGAAGAGAAGAACAGACGUUAUUUUGAUUUCCAAAGACGAAGUGGUCAGCUACCAGUUCAGAAGGAGGGUGAAGAGGUGGAUUAUCGAGGGGUUCUGCAUCGUGAUGGCUCCGUUCUGAUGUCGGUCUCCUUAGAUAAGCUCAGAACACCAGAACUUCUCUACCGGUCGCUUGCAGCAAAGCUUGUAGUUGGCAUGCCAUUCAAGGAUCUCGCAACGGUAGACUCCAUUCUCUUGAGUGAGCUUCCUUCUAUUGAUGAUACUGAUGCUAGGUUAGCUCUUAAAAGGCUGAUCGACAUAAGCAUGGGAAUUUUGGUUCCCUUGUCAGAACAACUUACAAGACCUCUUCAGAAUGCCAUUGUUCUUGUAAAUCUGAAGGAACUUUCAACUGGUGCUUACAAACUAUUACCAGAAGGUACAAGGCUAGCAGUAACUGUUCGUGGAGAUGAGCGAUAUCAUGAAUUAGAUAUCCUAAAGAAUGUUGUCGACGUCACUAUGUUGCUACACUGUCUUCCAUAUGGUGAGGAGAAGGUUGGCAGGGUUCAUGCUUCUCGGAGAUUGUUUGAAUAUUUACAAGAAAACUCCCUGAACUUCCCUGUAAUUCACCAUUUACAGUUCCCAGAUGGAACAGCGAGAGAUGACCUAGUAAUUGGUUGUGGAAGCGAAGCUGGUACUUUAUUGGUGGAUGGUCUUGGCGAUGGCAUACUUAUCGAGGCUCAAGGCCUUGAUUUUGAUUUUUUGAGAGAUACAUCUUUUAACUUGCUUCAAGGUUGCAGGAUGCGCAAUACAAAAACUGAAUAUGUGUCAUGCCCCUCUUGCGGGCGUACACUCUUCGACCUUCAAGAUGUUAGUGCUCAGAUAAGAGAGAGGACCUCCCAUUUACCUGGUGUUUCUAUUGCUAUCAUGGGUUGCAUUGUUAAUGGGCCUGGGGAGAUGGCUGAUGCUGACUUUGGAUAUGUAGGUGGCGCUCCGGGAAAGAUUGACCUUUAUGUUGGAAAGACCGUUGUAAAGAGAGGAAUCGCCAUGGAAGGUGCAACUGAAGCCUUGAUACAGCUCAUUAAAGACCACGGUCGUUGGGUGGAUCCGCCUGCAGAAGAAUAGAAAUUCUUCCAGUCGAAUCGCACUCCUGCUACAGAAGAAUUACAUGCCAUUAUUUCUUAACGCUGUUAUUAUACAAUGCAGAAUCCGGUUGUCAUAUUCA